GAAGAGAGGAACGGGCUUGGCUCGCUCUGGAGUUUGGCUUGAAGGAAAGUAGAAAGAAGGGCUUGGGGGGCGGGGGGGGGCAUGGGCCUGAGAUGGGCUCACUCUUCCUCCUGGGAUUCAUUGUCCUCCUGGCAGGAAGCUGCUCCGGCUGUUCCUCCCAUUCCAUGCUCUAUUUCGUCACCUCUGUCUCAGAGCCUGGGCAGCAGGUGCCUCAGUUUUCCUAUGUGGGCUUCGUGAAUGACCAGGAGUUUGUUUUCUAUAAUGCCAGCACAAAGAGGUAUCUUCCUAAGGUUCCCUGGAUAAGCCAGGUGGAGAAGGACGAUCCUGAUUACUGGGAACGGAACACGCUGUAUGCUCAGGGCCAUGAGCGGAGCUUCCGAGACCACCUGGCGACUUUGGCCAAGUACUACAAUCAGAGCGGAGGGCUUCACACUUUUCAGUGGAUGUACGGCUGUGAGCUGAGGAACAAUUGGAGCAAAAGAGGGUAUUACCAGUAUGCCUACGAUGGGAGGGACUACAUCAGCCUGGACAAGAAGACCCUCACCUGGACAGCAGCCGAUGUCCCAGCCCAGAACACCAAGAGAAAGUGGGACGCUAACUUCAGAGACAACAAGUUCAAGAAGUUCUAUCUGGAGGAGACCUGCAUUAAGUGGCUGCAGAGAUACCUGAACUAUGGGAAAGAGACGCUUCUGAGGACAGAGAAGCCAGAAGUGAAGGUGACACGCAAGGUGGACUAUGAUGGGAUGGAGACCCUGAUCUGCCGGGUGGGGGGCUUCUACCCCAAGGAGAUUGACAUCACCUGGACAAGGGAUGGGGAGGUCUGGAUGCAGGAUACCUUCCAUGGCCUGGUGUCCCCCAACUCGGAUGGGACUUACUACACCUGGUGGAAUGUCACGGUGGACCCCAAGGAGAAGGAACGCUACAAAUGCCACGUGGAGCACGAUGGGCUUCUGAACCCUGUGGACGUGGCCUGGGAGGAGCCUGACUCCAAGUUUGGGCUCAUCAUUGGGUGUAUUGUAGGGGCUCUCCUCGCGAUAGCUGCAAUUGCUGGGCUUGCUGUUUAUUUCCUAAAACGUCAAAGUGAUCGCAGAAUAACUUCAGAAAAACAUCAAGAUGACUAUAAAACAGACUCAGCAAGUGACCAAAAAUUCAACAUUUCCGAGGAAGGAAGUGAUAAAAAAUUCAACUCUUCUAAGGAAGAAAUCGAUGAAGGGUUCAUCAGUGCUGAGGAAGCAAGUGAGAAAAAUUCCCUUAACUCGGAGGAACCAUUGUGUCCAUCUGUCAGAUUUGUCAGCACCAAAGCAGCUUCCUAUGCAGGAGGAGGAGGCGACCCAGGGAAUGUGGGAAAACUCGUGAACCCAGAUCCAGCCUCCCUACAAAUAGUCUAGUGCAAUUAGCAGGUCUGCCGUAUGAAGAGAGGAAAGGUUCAUCUGCCUACGUGUUGGAUUUUGGUGCGCCGUUUAAGAAUUUCUUCAAGGUUUUUCACUGGAUCUGUAGAAAGAUUUAUAUUGCAGUGAGUUGGGCCUAAGGUGGAAGUUGAGUUUCAUUUGUUAACAAUGAAAUUCUUAAAGUGUUACUGUAUUUCCUCAGGUUUAAAAGUAGCAAUCAUUUUUUUUAUUUGUGUGUGUGUGUGUGUGUGUGUGUGCAUGUGUGGGCGCAUGCAUGUGUGAAUUGAGGUAGAGUAGGAAUGUAAGGCACUGUCAUAGGGUGCAUCUACAGCAGUGGUUCUCAACCUGUGGGUCCCCAGAUGUUUUGGCCUUCAACUCCCAGAAAACCUUACAGAUGGUAAAUAGGCUGGGAUUCCUGGGAGUUAUAGUCAAGAACACCUGGGGACCCACAGGGUGAGAACCACUGAUCUACACUGUAGAAUUAAUGUCAGAUGACGGUGAUGAUUGUUUUAGCAAUGUUGUAACCCAUCUCAGGCUGUUUGGAGAGCUGGGUAAGAAAUAUUAUUAUUAUUAUUAUUAUUAUUAUUAUUAUUAUUAUUAUUAUUAUUAUUAAUUCAUUUAUUUGUCAUAUUUAUACCCCACCUGUCUCAUCCCAUAGGGGACUCAAGGAGGCUUACAUAUGUAGACAACAAUUUGAUACCAUACAAAUAUAUACAACAUAUACAUUGAAACAAUCAUUAAAAACAAAUCAAACUUUACAACCACUUAGAAUCAUAGAAGUUGGAAGAGACCUCACGGGCCAUCCAGUCCAACCCCAUUCUGCCAAGAAGCAGGAAAAUCUCAUUCAAAGCACCCCUGACAGAUGGCCACCCAGCUUCUGCUUAAAAGCCUCCAAAGAAGGAGCCUCCACCACAGUCUGGGGCAGAGAGUUCCACUGCUGAACAGCUCUCCCUCACAGGAAGUUCUUCCACAUGUUCAGGUGAAAUCUCCUUCCCUGUAGUUUAAAGCCCUUGUUCCAUUGCGUCCUAGUCUGCAGGGCAGCAGAAAACAUGUCUCCUCUCAGCCUUCUGAGGGCGACUAAAAUGAUUAAGGGUCUGGAGAACAAGCCCUAUGAGGAGAGGCUUAAAGAGCUGGGCAUGUUUAGCCUGCAGAAGAGAAGGCUGAGAGGAGACAUGAUAGCCAUGUACAAAUACGUGAAGGGAAGUCCUAGGGAAGAGGGAGCAAGCUUGUUUUCUGCUGCCCUGCAGACUAGGACACGGAACAAUGGCUUCAAACUACAGGGAAGGAGAUUCCACCUGAACAUCAGGAAGAACUUCCUCACUGUGAGGGCUGUUCGGCAGUGGAACUCUCUCCCCCGGACUGUGGUGGAGGCUCCUUCCUUGGAAGCUUUUAAGCAGAGGCUGGAUGGCCAUCUGUCGGGGGUGCUUUGAAUGCGAUUUCCUGCUUCUUAGCGGGGGGUUGGACUAGAUGGCCCAUGAGGUCUCUUCCAACUCUACUAUUCUAUGAUUCUAUGAUUCUAUGAUUCUCUUCUGCAGGCUAAACAUACCCAGCUCUUUAAGCCGCUCCUCCUAGGGCUUGUUCUCCAGACCCUUGAUCAUUUUAGUUGCCAUCCUCUGGACACUUUCCAGCUUGUCAACAUCUCCCUUCAACUGCGGUGCCCAAAAUUGGACACAGUGUGAUUCCAGGUGUGGUCUGACCAAGGCAGAAUAGAAUAAGGUGGAGCAGGACUUCCCUGGAUCUAGACGCUAUUCCCCUAUUGAUGCAGGCCAGAAUCCCAUUGGCUUUUUUAGCAGCUGCAACACAUUGCUGGCUCAUGUUUAACUUGUUGUCCACGAGGACUCCAAGAUCUUUUUCACACGUACUGCUGUCUAGCCAGGCAUCGUCCCCCAUUCUGUAUCUUUGCAUUCCAUUUUUUCUGCCGAAGUGAAGUAUCUUGCAUUUGUCCCUGUUGAACUUCAUGCUGUCCGUUUUUUGGUCUUUGUAAAAACAGAUGUUUUUUCCUAGCUACUUGUGUUAAUGAAAAAUUGAAGACCAUAUAUUUGGCAUUGUGCUUUACAGUCUUGAAGAAAGAAAUGUGACUUUUUAAUAGAACUGUGGCAAUUUUUUGGUUUUUUUUUUUUCAUUGAGAAACUGCAAGUUGCUUUUGGUGUGAGAGAAUUGGUCGUGUGCAAGGGCACGCCCGGAUGUUUUGAUGUUUUUAGCAUCCUUGUGGGAGGCUUCUCUCAUGUCCCUGCAUGGAGCUGGAGCUGAUGGAGGGAGCUCAUCUCUCCAGGUUGCAUUCGAACUGGCAACUUUCAGGCCAGCAACCCAACCUUCAAGUCAGCAGUCCUGCCGGCACAAGGGUUUGAACCCACUGCACCACUGGGGGGGGGCUCUAAUUUUUAGGUUAGGAUCCAGCUCACUGGAAUUACUCUGCUCUGUUUUAAUUGUGUUCUGUCAUGUUUAUUGUUGCCUACCUUGAAUCUCUAUAUUGUCACAAAGCCAGUACAAGAAUGAGCAAAUAAAGAAAUUAUUUUCCUUU
This is a messenger RNA of Anolis carolinensis (green anole), 3909 nucleotides long. Its product is annotated as class I histocompatibility antigen, F10 alpha chain. Gene Ontology annotation, cellular component: external side of plasma membrane. The coding region runs from base 93 to 1388 and encodes 431 amino acids. Gene Ontology annotation, biological process: immune response. The transcript has 14 exons. Lineage: Eukaryota; Metazoa; Chordata; Lepidosauria; Squamata; Anolidae. The record is from RefSeq and is a predicted model, not a curated record.